UCCCAUAUGUAAUAAUAAACGAGGGUUGUACUAAUGUGUAUAUGUUGGUUUUCAGCGUAUUUCCUAAAUCCCAAAUACCACUACGGCCGGAACCUCUUCGAAGAUAAUUCAUUAAAGAGGGUUGUGCAUAAGGUGUACGAUCACUUAUUCCUCGACUGUCCGGGGAAAGGCACCUUUGGUAGUGAGAUUGUUAAAUUCCGCGACGCAGUUGGGAUGUUUGGGUGUCACCCUGCAAUGAAGUCAAGGAACGCCAUGAUGCCAUGCGAAUGGUGGUCCAUGUAUGGGACUGACUGUGAGGUUUUACAACAACUAGUUGUCUGUGUGCUUGCACAGACGGUGUCCUCGUCACCCUGUGAAAGGAAUUGGAGUACAUUCUCCCUCAUACAUACCAAUAAACGUAAUAAAAUAGGGUAUGAGAGGCUUCAGAAGCUAGUAACUGCUAGAAUUAUCAUCGCUAAUCCAUCUACAUCCAUGGGCAAUGUUGAUGAAGUCUUCCCUUUCGAGUCUCUUGGAUGGGACAGAGGUUCUACUGGUUCCAGUGAAUAUUUGGAUUCCUUCUAUCAAAGUACUAUCUUCAGAGGAAGUAGGUGGCUUGAACAUAGGGAUCUGAGAGAAAAGACUGCCUUUCAGAGGGACUGGGGUUGGUACUGUUACUGUGUCAGGCUCCUUCCCCUUUCCUGCCCUUGCGGGAAUGGUCCACCCUUACUCAAUUCCGAAGUCGAUGAGGAAUUGCGGAACUAG
Magnolia sinica is the source of this 741-nucleotide messenger RNA. RefSeq lists its product as uncharacterized. Gene Ontology annotation, molecular function: protein dimerization activity. The record is from RefSeq and is a predicted model, not a curated record. Bases 34 to 741 code for a protein of 235 amino acids. NCBI's taxonomy places the organism in Eukaryota, Viridiplantae, Streptophyta, Magnoliopsida, Magnoliales, Magnoliaceae. The transcript is spliced from 4 exons.